CUUACUCUUCUAGGUAUAGGUCUGCGUUUUGCACAAUGCAAAAGUUUGCAUUUCCAUCUCGGCCACUGCUGAUCUAUAAAUAUACACCCUGGAGAUUCCGGGUUUUGCUAGGCAGAGAUGGAGCCAGGAAAGUAUUAGAGAGCAUAGCAGGAAGCUAUUCCAACAGGUGGAGGGUUGAAAAGGGAUGGUAAAAUGAGACCCUCCCAGCUGUCCCGGGGCCCAUGAACUGUUUCGAAGCACCGUGUGUUUCCACAGACUUCAGUGCGAUCCAAUCCCGACCCUCUAUCCUCACCACAGCUAUGCUGGGGGACUUGGGACACCCCCCUCCCCCUGCCUCCUUUCCAGCAACAGGGACUAAAAAGGGAAGCACUGGGAGCUGGUUGGUUGAGUCUCCCCAGAGCUCAGAAGCCUGCAAGCUGCCUUUCCCCAGGCGAGUCCGGACCGAUCUGGGCUGCUUAAGUCCUGAACCGCAACGAAGAUGUGAAGCCUCCUCAACCCCGGAGAAUUCUGAGCGUCCUUGAGAGAGCUGCACACAUGCAAUGGAUGGGUGCGAGUGGCAGGAAGAGGCCUUGGCCUCCUGCGCAGAAGGUUACUAUCCCGUGAGGAAAGGAGAGGUGUUCAAUGGAAGGUACCACGUAGCACAGAAUCUCGGGUGUGGCUACUUCUCAACCGUCUGGCUUUGCCAAGACUUGGGGAAGAAGAGGUGCGUGGCUGUCAAAGUGCCCAAGGGCGGGGAGGAUUUUGCUGAGGCAGCCUUGGAUGAAGUCAUGCUCCUUCGCUGUGUGAACAGCAAGAGGAGGAAAGACCAAAGCAGCGACCGUGUCAUCCACUUCCUGGACGAUUUCAAAAUGAUUGGAGACAAUGGCUUCCAUGUGUGCUUAGUGUUUGAGCUGCUGGGGCCUUCUCUGCAGUCUCUGCUGAGCAGCCAAGGAGUCCAGGGCCUCCCGUUACCCUUUGUGAAGAAAGCAACACAACAGGUUCUCCAGGGCUUGCAUUUCUUGCACAAGGAGUGCCGCAUCAUCCAUGCAGACAUCAAACCGGAGAACAUCCUGCUCUGCGUGGCGGAAGGGAGCCUGCAGGCGCUUCUCCACCAGGUGGCUUUCCAGGAACACGGCGCAGGAGCCGAGCCCAAGAGGCCAGAGGAGGACGUGGCUGCUGUCCUGGAUUGCUACAACCUCAUGAAAUUGGGAGUGAAAAUUGCGGACCUGGGAAGCGCAUGCUGGACGUACAAGCCCUUCUCCAAGAAGAUCCAGACCCAGCCCUACAGAGCCCUGGAGGUCCUCCUCGGAUUAGAUUACGGCACCCCAGCGGAUAUCUGGAGCACAGCGUGCCUGGCUUUUGAACUGGCCAUCGGAGACCGUCUCUUUGAUCCCCAGGCUGGGCAGUAUUUUUCCAGAGAUGAUGAUCACGUGGUUCGGAUCAUUGAGCUCCUGGGCAGAAUCCCACCUAAAGUUGCUUUGUUCUGGAAGCGGGCGACAACAUUCUUCAACAGGCAAGGUGCUCUCCUGAGGAUGUCCUGGCUGUCUCCCUACGACCUCUACCAUAUCCUCACGGAUAAAUACAGCUGGCCCAAGCAUCAGGCAUCUCCUCUUGCCAGUUUUCUCCUGCCUAUGCUGGAAUAUGCCCCAGAAAGGAGGGCAGCAGCUGACAAAUGCCUUCAGCAUCCUUGGCUCAAUACCUAAUGCAGGCUUGGUCUGAUCCUGCUGCUCUCUCCGCCAGGAUGGUUUAGAAAUAGGACAUGCUCACAAAGGAAUCUUGGGGGCAGACUAGGCAUGAAUUAAAUUAAAGUGCAUGGGUUUUCCUGUUAUGUAAGCAAGCAGGGGUCUCGCGGACAAGGGAACACGGGGAGUACAGCUCUGGGAUUUUUCUGACCUCAUUUACAGGAGAGGCAGGGUAAUUGACAGGCUCUCCUUGCUCUGGAAAGUGAAUGAGGUGAUAACGAGGCUUUCAAGUUUCCCUAGAGCAUAGAGAAAGUCAGAAGUUGAGAGCAGCUUAUGUAAUAGAUUGACACCUGCUUAAAACAACAACAACUCCUUGGGGGUGUGGCUAUCUAGGGGCUGUCACAAUGAGCUACUGAACUUCAACAGCCCCAGCCUCAAAGCACCCCGGGACCAUACAGGGUGCAGAGGGGUAGUUCAACUAUUUCACUCCCUGCCAAAUCGAACACAAAACAACUCUCCAGAGCUGCUAUUUGCAUCCCUUGGAAUACAAGUGGAUCCUUUGGAGGGGCAAAUUUAGCUGGGAGAGAGAAUUUAAUUCUUCCCACCCUCACGAGUCCCAGAUCUGCUUAUGUAACCAAACACAUGCACAUUAAUUGUAUUGAUGAAGUCAACAUCAUGCCUAGUCUGGCUGCCCUUCAUCUUGGAUGGAUGAGACUCUUGAAGCCCGUCUCACAAGAGCAAAUAGUCAUGGUUUAACUCUGGAUACAUCUCCUCUUAAUCCACCUUGGCAAACCAGUUCUACAGGGUGAAGACCAGCCUAACGUAAGACAAAAGGUGCAUCCCUCCUCUGCCAUGGGGUGAGCCUGGCUUCCUCCUGGCUUCACAAUGGAAAUGACAGGUGUGUAUGCCUGCAUAUUGGCCAUACGCAUUUCAGGCAAGCUGCCCACCUUAAUUUCUCCAUGUUUGUAUUUAUGCAUUCGUGACUUUUGCUGCCGUGGUUUUAGAAGAGCAGAUUUUUCUCUGGGGAUUGGGAUCCGGCUUCGGAGUGACAUCAUGGAUGGGCAAGCCAAUCAGCAUCAGGUACAGGUUAGGAGACCUUCUGCUUCAAACUUGCAGAGAUAUAGAUAUAUAUAUAGAGAGAGAGAGAGAGAGAGAGAGAUUUUGCAGAACUGCAGCACAGAGAGGAAGGAGACGCUUGUGAGGAUGGUUCCUAGGGUGGCCGCAUAUACAUCACCAUAAAAGAGACAGCAGAGAUUUGCAUUAGAUCUGCAUGUGCCAAUUCGUAUGUAUAGAUGCACAUUUAGAAUAGAAUUACUAUCAUUUAAAUAGAACUGCAAUACACCUCCCUGGCAGAGGAAAAGACUGUGACGAGGUUACCUGUGUACCUGCUCAUUCUGUUAUCUAGCUGGUGGAGAAACGUCAAGGCCUUUGCUCCCUUUUCCUCCUGUUCUUUAUCACUAAGCCAGACCUGGACUAGACCUUCAUAUAGAAGACUCCUUCAAAUAGAGGAUUGUCCUCUGUAAAGUAGGAGGCACAGUGGCCACUGGAGUGCUUUGGAAACGGAGGUUUCUCUGCUUUAGAAACAUCACCUGGGUUCACCCAGUCCUUUCUGCGCCUGAUGGUUUUGCAGGAUUUUAAGCAGAAAUCUUGAGAGUCUUGCACACUUCAUACCUCAUCCUGAGUUGGUUGAUGCGCCAAUUCCACCCUCUUAAUGUGAAAUUGAGUGUCUAAUAAGAACAAGCCGUAGUAACCUUUUCAUGAUGUUCCAUCUAUUUAUCUAGAUGAAUGUUUCAGCCUAUCCAUUUCCCCAUGUUACAAAAUUCAAGGCUGUUUCCCCCUCACCCACUUGUAAGAAUUUUGUGAGCAUGUGCACACCCGUUCAUCACCCCACCCCCUCCACUAGACACCUUUGUUGGUUUUUGAAUUUUGAGGAAUCUGUACCGCUUGAUCUCACAGAGAUGUCUUAAGGUCCUUCUACACCACCUUCACACACCUCAUCAGCAAAAUUAUUGUUUGCCUGUGUUCGUAGGGGCCCAUGUAUAACUUGAUUUUUCAUUAAAAUGCAAUAUAAAAAAAAUACCGCAACCACAAUGAAUGGCCUGCUAAUCUGAAGAAGAUGGAACUGUGUGUAUUCAUGCAGGAAACAAGUAAAGAAUAGAAUGCAAAGAUACAGAAAAGAUCAUGACUGGUUUAAACAAAAUAAAAUUUAAUGGAAUUGUAGCAAA
Molecule: messenger RNA, 3886 nt
Organism: Podarcis raffonei (Aeolian wall lizard)
Lineage: Eukaryota; Metazoa; Chordata; Lepidosauria; Squamata; Lacertidae
Product: SRSF protein kinase 3-like
Exons: 12
Coding region: 540-1682 (380 amino acids)
Biological process (GO): spliceosomal complex assembly; regulation of mRNA processing; protein phosphorylation
Molecular function (GO): ATP binding; protein kinase activity
Source: RefSeq, a predicted model, not a curated record